CUGCCGAGUGGAGGGCAGCGGCAGCUGCAGAGCGGAGGGCAGCAGGAGCUGCAGAGCGAAGGGCAGCAGGAGCUGCAGAGCGGAGGGCAGCAGCAGCUGCAGAGCGGAGGGCAGCAGCAGCUGCAGAGCGGAGGGCAGCAGCAGCUGCCGAGCGGAGGGCAGCGGGAGCUGCAGAGCGGAGGGCAGCAGCAGCUGCAGAGCGGAGGGCAGCAAGAGCCGCAGGAGCUGCCGAGCGGAGGGCAGCGGCAGCUGCCGAGUGGAGGGCAGCGGCAGCUGCAGAGCGGAGGGCAGCAGGAGCUGCAGAGCGAAGGGCAGCAGGAGCUGCAGAGCGGAGGGCAGCAGCAGCUGCAGAGCGGAGGGCAGCAGCAGCUGCCGAGCGGAGGGCAGCGGGAGCUGCAGAGCGGAGGGCAGCAGCAGCUGCGGAGCGGAGGGCAGCAAGAGCCGAGCGGAGGGCAGCAGGAGCUGCCGAGCGGAGGGCAGCGGCAGCUGCCGAGUGGAGGGCAGCGGCAGCUGCAGAGCGGAGGGCAGCAGGAGCUGCAGAGCGAAGGGCAGCAGGAGCUGCAGAGCGGAGGGCAGCAGCAGCUGCAGAGCGGAGGGCAGCAGCAGCUGCAGAGCGGAGGGCAGCAGCAGCUGCCGAGCGGAGGGCAGCGGGAGCUGCAGAGCGGAGGGCAGCAGCAGCUGCAGAGCGGAGGGCAGCAAGAGCCGAGCGGAGGGCAGCAGGAGCUGCCGAGCGGAGGGCAGCGGCAGCUGCCGAGUGGAGGGCAGCGGCAGCUGCAGAGCGGAGGGCAGCAGGAGCUGCAGAGCGAAGGGCAGCAGGAGCUGCAGAGCGGAGGGCAGCAGCAGCUGCAGAGCGGAGGGCAGCAGCAGCUGCAGAGCGGAGGGCAGCAGCAGCUGCCGAGCGGAGGGCAGCGGGAGCUGCAGAGCGGAGGGCAGCAGCAGCUGCAGAGCGGAGGGCAGCAAGAGCCGGUUUGGGUGUUGGAUGUGGAGAUGGCGGACGAGGCUUGCACCGAUGAGCUGGAAUCAAGCCCCAUGGAGGGGGAGAAUGCCAACCCUGAUUCCCCGGACCAAGCGGAAAGGCCCCGAGCGCGGGGCCGGGGCCGGAGGCGACGGGCAACCAAACUGCAGCAGCUGCAGAGCGGAGGGCAGCAGCAGCUGCCGAGCGGAGAGCAGCAGCAGCUGCAGAGCGGAGGGCAGCAGCAGUUGCCGAGCGGAGGGCAGCUGCAGCUGCAGAGCGGAGGGCAGCAGCAGCUGCCGAGCGGAGGGCAGCAGCAGCUGCAGAGCGGAGGGCACCAGCUGCCGAGCGGAGGGCAGCAGCAGCUGCAGAUCGGAGGGCAGCAGCAGCUGCAGAGCGGAGGGCAGCAGGAGCUGCAGAGCGGAGGGCAGCAGCAGCUGCAGAGCGGAGGGCAGCAGCAGCUGCAGAGCGGAGGGCAGCAGCAGCUGCCGAGCGGAGGGCAGCGGGAGCUGCAGAGCGGAGGGCAGCAGCAGCUGCAGAGCGGAGGGCAGCAGCAGCUGCAGAGUGGAGGGCAGCAGCAGCUGCAGAGCGGAGGGCAGCAGCAGCUGCAGAGCGGAGGGCAGCAGCAGCUGCAGAGCGGAGGGCAGCAGCAGCUGCAGAGCGGAGGGCAGCAGGAGCUGCAGAGCGGAGGGCAACGGCAAUUGCAGAGCGAAGGGCAGCAGCAGUUGCAGAGCGGAGGGCAGCAGCAGCUGCAGUGCGGAGGGAUGGAGCUUGCAAGGCCGUUAGAGGGGGGCAUGGAGACGGAGUCUAGCAGGAGGGUCUUGCCGGCGUGUUCGAGUGGAGAGGAGCACCCAGACCCUACAUUGACACCCCCGCCCCGCAUUCCGUGCGAAACCUGUUAUCGCACGUUCACGGAGAGAGGAAAGGCCACACGCCAUAUGUCGGCCUGCAGGGCAGCGGACGCCCAGCGUCGUGCUCAGGCGCUUGGGUUGACCCGCGACGUCACAGAUGACUCGGACGGCGAACCCCCGCCACCACGUGAUAUCAGUGAAGAGGUAUGGGCCGCAGUUCCUACAUGGGACUGGGAGUCGUUUUUUGGGAUCGAAUUGGUGCCAGGGAGAAUCAUGCGUCGUAUCCCACAGCGCGCUAGAUUGGGGGUGCUUGAUGCACUGUCUUGUGUCCUGCAGCGGCUACAGUUAAAGGCAGCAGACGAGGCGGCGUCCUUGGUCUUUUUGGCCUUCCCUCGUCUUAUCUUGGGGAUGCCAACUGGGCAAGGCCAGGGGCAUAGGGCGGCAAUCAGGGAGCGGUUGGAGAAGUUUUGGGUCGGGGAGUGGCGGGAGCUGUUUGAGUUGGCGGUGGCGGUAAUGCAACCUGCGGCGCGUCCUUUGUCCUUCACCCCCCCCGAGCAUGAUCCUGAUGCGCAUCGCUCAGCCCUCUCAGCACAUGGUGGACGCGCUGCGAGCGAAACACCCAUCGAGCGAGACCGCCAUUCCGGAGUGGUUGCAGGAGGAGAUAGUUGA
Closterium sp. Naga37s-1 is the source of this 2472-nucleotide messenger RNA. Lineage: Eukaryota; Viridiplantae; Streptophyta; Zygnematophyceae; Desmidiales; Closteriaceae. The record is from the annotation of a GenBank genome assembly.